Messenger RNA from Capronia coronata CBS 617.96, 1350 nucleotides. RefSeq lists its product as uncharacterized. The transcript has 2 exons. The record is from RefSeq and is a predicted model, not a curated record. Lineage: Eukaryota; Fungi; Ascomycota; Eurotiomycetes; Chaetothyriales; Herpotrichiellaceae. The coding region runs from base 1 to 1350 and encodes 449 amino acids.
AUGGCUUACCCACAGAACGUGUUCGGCGCCUCGAGAUCAGCUUCAUCAUUACGACCGCCUCUCAUCCGACCCGCGUCUGAUUCAUUUCUCUUUCUACCGAAGAACCCUGCGAAACCGGCCAAACAGCCGCAGCAGCCUCCCCGACCGUCCUACACCUUCCUCUGCACGAUCUACUGGACCGAGCACGAACCACCUCCACACACCUUUGGUCUGCAAAGCCGCAUUUCACCGUUACGACCGCCUCCGUACUUCGACGACAAAGGCUUCCCUCACAAUCGUGGCAUGACCGUCGACGAGCCCCCGGUGUGUUCUAGGUGCAGUAUCGAACCACAAUCACUGGCCAAGCUUGAGCAACAUGUCAGGAGGUCGAGGUCGAAAUCCGCUGUGAUACACGCUCCCGCUGGCUUGCUAGACGGAGCUGGUUGGACCGUUUCACUGAGUGAUCCGCUGAACCCCGAGGCAAACAAGAUUGGAAUCAAGAGUCAUGGCUCCCGGUCGAUGCCACCCUGGAUGUCGCUGUUGCCCUCGGUUCGGAGACAAAAGGAACAUCCACAACCACAAUCACAGCCUCAAGAAGAGUCCCAACGCCGUUCCAAAGUUCCAUAUCUGGAUACCGCAGACUCAUCGAAACCCUGCCAAACACGUCCCCAGGAUCCGGAUUCUCUGGACCAGUCCUCAAAACUGCCGUCCGCUCUGUCACCUGUGCCAAGUCAACAGUCGACGAAUGCCCCGUUAGUUUUGCAAUUGCAGCCUCCGCCGCAAGGAAUCAGCCACAAGCCCAGUCAAGGUCACCAGGCCAUUGCACCUAGCAAUGCUCGGGCAAACCUACAACCGAGCCCUUUCCAGACCGGGCUCAAUACUCUCCAGAGACGUGCUGACGAGCCCAAAGGAGCACGACCCUGUUCAACUCCUCCCAUUCAGCGAAGUCUUUCGAUCCAGAGACGGAUAGACUCUCUGAGUCGAGCCACAAUCACCAAGAACACCCCUCCAGCUUCUUCUGGUGGAGCCUGUAGCUGGUCGAAGUCGCAGGAUCCGAUGCCUUCACAAGACAUCGCCCCGGCCAAAAGCCCCCUUUACAAGGAAUUGUCAGGUUUCUUCGCCACUCGUGCAGCUGGGGGGAAAUGGACCCAGAGUUAUACGCAAAAUACCGCCAGGAUCAGCACUCCGAGCAGAAUCUCAAGGAUGCGGGCUUGCGACCACUGCGGUGCAGACAUGUCAGACUGGUGGCUUGGACGUGCGUCUGAUGUGGAGGCAGAUAGGAACAACAAUCAGGGCCAAGGCCAAGGCCACGGUGAUGGCGUUGGCUUCAGGACCCAGAGGGUUUGUUCUGGUUGUAAAGCCCGGCCUUAG